AUGGCGAACCAAGAAGCUCCGGUGGCUCCUCCCGCGUACGGGAGCACUGUUGAUAACAGUAACCUUACUGUCCCCACUACGAUGCAAGACCUCGAGACAAGCCGCACUGUGUCGAUGGAGAAAGACCUGGGGAACUCGGCUGCACCGAAGGCAACACAAAAGCCCGUCCCCAUCAACCCACGGCUGCUACAAAACCCCGUCACCCUCGACCAAUUAGACGAAUCACCCAGGUGCAUCGACUGCCCGCACUGCCACCAACGGACCAUGACGCGCAUAAGCCAGCAGUCGUCCAGCCAGACGGGAACUACUGCGCUCCUUUGCUGCUUGCUGCUCGGCGUCAUUGGUGCAUGCAUCCCCUACUGCUGCAAAAUGUACUACGAUACCGACCAUUUCUGCCAGAGCUGCGGCCAGCGGGUUGUCCACAAGCCUCACGACGGCCCGCCGCAGCUCUGCUUCCCGCUACCGCCGCAUCCCACGGCUCCUCCGAAGGCUGUCAUACAAGAGAAAAGCGCAGGGCCGGUUGUGAACUGA
Molecule: messenger RNA, 531 nt
Organism: Lasiodiplodia theobromae
Lineage: Eukaryota; Fungi; Ascomycota; Dothideomycetes; Botryosphaeriales; Botryosphaeriaceae
Exons: 3
Coding region: 1-531 (176 amino acids)
Molecular function (GO): zinc ion binding
Source: RefSeq, a predicted model, not a curated record